This is a messenger RNA of Sitophilus oryzae (rice weevil), 369 nucleotides long. RefSeq lists its product as uncharacterized. The transcript has a single exon. The record is from RefSeq and is a predicted model, not a curated record. Bases 1 to 369 code for a protein of 122 amino acids. NCBI's taxonomy places the organism in Eukaryota, Metazoa, Arthropoda, Insecta, Coleoptera, Curculionidae.
AUGACACCUUUUGUCAAUCCUCAGACUCCAGAACAAUUGGCUUACAAUAACCUUUUUAAAAGAGAGAGGGUAAUUAUCGAACGAUGUUUUGGGCAGUUGAAGCAACGAUUUCCAAUAUUACAAAACAUAAUUCGAUUAUCACUUGCUUCAGUUCCAACAAUUAUUAUUGCAUGUUUCAUAUUACAUAACGUAGCAAAAUUUCUGAAUGAUGAUGCACUAGAUGAUGUCGAUGAUGAUGAAAAUAAUGAAAAAGAUGGCGAAUGUGGAGAAGCUGAAGCAAAUGAAGAUGAUAUAAAUAAUUUUAGAUUAUUAGGGCAAAAUAAAAGAAACAGAUUGGCUGAACUGAUAUAUUCCCAGAUUAUAAUUUAA